AUAUAACCUGCAAUUAUGCCGAAUGCUCAGACUGCUUUGUUGAUCUAGGGUCAUCUCGCAUGAUUCCCAAUUAACAUGGUAUCAACUUGCAAUGAUGACGUUGAUUUUCCAGGUUUUGCAUCUCAGUGACAGAAUGAAAACUAAGACGGACUAUAACCUAGCAAAUUCCUACAGGCUAUAGCUCUCGUGAAUUGACUACAAAACUUCAUCUCUUAUUGGUGUUUAGAGAAUAAUCAGCCAUUUCAGCAUGAUUUGUGACUAAGUCAAAUUUGCUCUAUACACAGUGUGUAACCAAUAAUUGUGCAGCUGACCAUAUCUGAUACCACAGAUGUGAGAACCGCAGUGCUUACCACUAUCUUUCAUCAGGAAGUGAAAAACAUAUUGAAGUGCGUAGAGGCUGUGAUGUACUUGUAAUCUGGUAGAACAGGUCAGAACGAAUCAUCUACACAUUGAGGAAGCUUACCUGGUCUUUAUCUCACUGGAAACCAUCCUCACGGAUAGCUUGACCUCUGUUGAACUCAUGAUACUCUGUGAAUUGGAUUAAUGCAUAUUGUAGCUUUGCCAGUUUCUGUGUUGAAAGGAGUUCCUCCCAUUUUCUGAACUGAGCACAUUUGACAUGAAGUCCCCGUAACCCUCUACCAUGUCGCAGAAGAAAAAUGGAGGUAUUUUCUAUGAUCAAAAAUGCAGUGAUAGGUGAUGGCACCAAUCCUAUCACUCAACACUUUGACAUUGGCCGUCAUGUGGCCAGCGCAGGACCAGAAAUGGUGUGGAAGAUCUAUGAUGCUGUGAGAAAAAGUGAUCAAAAGGAAGCCUCUGUGUUCAUCUUUGACAAGAAGGUAGCAGACAAGCUUUAUAAGCCUAAAAGAAAAGAAGCUGUUUCAGAAGUAUUGCGUAAAUGUGUCAAGAACUUGGAGCGUUUUCAGCAUCCACAGAUUUUACAGGUUUACCACCCUAUUGAGGAGUGUUAUGACAGUGUUGCUUUUGCUUCUGAACCAGUCUUGGCUAGUCUUGCAAAUCUCCUUGGUAACCAAGAAAGGAUGCCAACACCUAUCCCACCUGAAAUAAGGGAUUUUGCCUUUCAUGAAAUGGAGAUUAAGUAUGGAAUCUUACAAAUAACUGAAGCCUUAUCCUACCUCCACAACACAGAGACGUGCCUGCAUGGAAAUGUCUGUCCAUCUUCUAUACUGAUCAGCAAGAGGGGAGCAUGGAAACUUGCAGGAAUGGGCUUCCUCCAAGUGGCCAGGGAUGGGAAGGAAUCUUUUAUGGCCAAUCCCUGGACCAAUAAAGCUUCAAAAAUGGUGCAACCGGACCUAGAUUACAUUGCCCCUGAGGUUCAGGUGGACAAGAGAUGUUUUUAUGUCAGUGAUAUGUACUCCAUGGGGAUCACCAUAUGUGCCAUCCAUAAUGGAGGCAGGUCCCUGGUGAAUUCCAUGUACAACCCCGCAGAGUAUACCAAAGGAAUACAACUGCUGUCCAUCUCAUUUGGUGAUGCUGCCAGCAAACUCCCAAUCCAGUUGGUAGAACCAGUGGAGAAGAUGAUUAAUAGAGACAUUAGAUACAGGCCAACAGCAAGACUCUUCUCCUUGUUGAAGUUCUUCAGCGACUCUGUUGUAUCCUGCUUAAGCUUCUUGGACAGUCUGCCACAGAAAGAUGCUGGAGAAGUUACAACAUUCUACACAAAAACUUUAGUUGACACAAUACCAAAGAUUCCUAAAAAAAUUUUGUACCAACAUGUCUUCCCCUUCAUCAGGGAUGAGCUGUACACAGAGAGUGACAAGCUAGUCCACGUCAUCCCACCGCUCAUUGCUAUAGUACAAAAUGCAUCUAGAGAGGAAUACAGGUUAAAGCUGAUGACAGAGAUCAAUAAAUUGCUGGCAAUGCCCAAAAAUGCCCUAGUUACCAUAGCCUUGCUGGAAAAGUUGGACAUAAUAUUGUUCAAAACUCCCGUGGAGGCUCAUAAAAUACAAGUGCUUCCAAUUCUCUAUAACACUCUGGACUCCAACAAUUCUUUAGCAAGGGAGGCAGCCAUGAAUGCCCUAGGUGCUAUAAAGCAACAUCUGGAUGAGGAUUCUAUUAAGAAGAUGGUAUUACCCAGAGCAAAGGCAAUCUUCAACAAUGCAAAUAAUGUCAAGGUGAAGAUGAAUGCCUUGAUGUGUAUAGAUAGGUUACUUGACCGUAUGGACAAGUCAGUAAUAUCUGAUAAUGUGAUACCAUUCCUAACAAAGAUAGAACCAGAAGAUCCAGAAAUAGUCAUGGCAAUAACAGGUAUAUUUCGCCACAUGAUGACAGACAAGCGCUGUGGUCUGACACAUGCUCUGCUGGCUCUGCAGGUGAUGCCGUCUCUUCUUCCGCACACAACUAAUGCCUUACUAACCAUGGAAGAGUUUGGUGUGCUGAUGGACUUGCUGAGGGAUAUGUUCGAUGCCAUAGAUCGUAACAGAAGGAACAAGAUGAAACUUGAAGCUAUGCAUGAUGAUGAGACCAUAAGGGGAUCUGCACCAAAUAUUAUUGGUAUGCAACGUCAUCGAAGUGCAGCUCACAUUGAUGACAUAAAAAGAAGCCGCGAGAAAGACCACUCGCGACAUUUCCUAAGUGUCGACCAUGUCUCACAUCCUAAAAGCAGGACAGGUAGGGAACAAGCCAAUAAUCAUAAACGUGAACACCGCGUCGAAUUCUAUAUCGAGGAAUGUGAAGAAGAACAGGAGAAUCAUUCACCAGCUCCCAGCACACCUGAACUGAAAGACAGACAACGAUUUACAGCAGCUAGCCCAAUAUCACAGCGCAGGGUGUCAAACCAUUCCUCUGUCAAUGCAAAUAAGGACCUGUCUGACCAUAAGCAAUAUAGUCUGGUCCCUGAAGGCCCAAUGAGCCCUGGGAUAAAUCUGAUCCCGGAUGAUAGCUCAAUGGGCUUCCCCCGACGCUCCAGUACCCAAAGUUUGGGCAGCCCUGUUCACCAUCGUUUAUCAGUUGAUGCAAAUGGCAAACCUCGACGGCACAGUGCAGGGCCUGUGGUGGUACCUGGCGAAAUGAAUAAGCCACAUUAUGGAAGUGGCUAUUUUAAUCAAAUGACUCCAAAUACACCACGGAGAUCCCAGCCUAGUUUAGCAAGUCUCAGCAACAGUGUGAUGGCCCUUUUCCAAAGUAAGCUCAAUUAUUAAGUCGCCCUCUUAAUGGAAGGAACACUUGAUGUGAAAUAAAACAAAAUGAAAUCAUGGAACAGUGACAGGAAAUUUACACAGGAACUGGAGAGAUGUAGAUGGUUCUGUACAAAAUGUAAAAAGAUAUCAAACCUGAAUUAAUUAAUUGAAUUAAAAAAUGUGCUGAGGAUGAAAAAAUGUACAAGUUGCAUUGGAUUUCCAUUCUCACUUUAAAAAGAUUCUUCACCAAGACUUGGUUUUAGGAAUGCAAAGCUAGAAAUGGACCAGGAAGGUGCACAAAGCAAAUUGACUCUGACGUGAACAAAUCUGUGCCUUCUUAUGUUAUUACUUGGAAUCACUGCUAGACUGAAGAUUCAGCUUCGCUGUCACAUGGAUAAACAACAGUCUUAUAUGUUAUAGUAUGGAGACAUUAAACUGACUAGGUGAACAUCUUUGGUGACUUUGAUUACAUGCAUGCAUAUUCAGGGCAUGAACUCUGGGCAACUUGUAUGGAAUCCUUCUACAUUUAAUUUAAAAUGUGUGAAAUGGGCAUGACUACAAGUGAAUAUAAUAUGUCAUCUGAACCAUUUAGUUAAGAAAAUAACACAUGUAGAUAGAAUGUACAUUUACAAGCUUUUAUUUUACAUUUAUAAUGAUUAAGUGUUAGAUCUUUGUAAUUGUUCCAGUAAGAGUACUACUCUGGCAGAGACGAAUUGCGUUCUAAAAGCCAGAUGAUGGGAAAAGCUGUCAAAUUGCUACAGUUGUGCUUACAGUAAUAUGUCCCACAAUGGGAAAUGCUUCUUGGCAUCUCUUACACACCGCUUGCGUGUACAUGUACCCUGAAGUUAAGAGUGGCUUUGUUUUCAUAUUUCAGUGAUCAUCGAUAGAUAUUGGUCAGACAUUUGAUUGCCAUCGUAGAAAAUGGAGAAUGCACUAUUUAUAUGUAAAAUAAAAUCACUGGGUGGCCACAUGCCAAUAAUUUUUAAUCAUUCUCAUUUGAAACGAUAAUGCAUGUUGUAUUAUGUUCUUACUUGUCUUUACCUAUACCCUUUUCAAGUCGUGGGCCACGGGUAUAUCGGUAUCAAACAAAAGGAGGACUUUGGGGUCGUUGACAACUAAAAUUAUUGACAAGCGCGCCCAUUAUUUGUUUAAGAGAUAAAAAGUUUUUGUGUAUAACAUGAAGAUCUCAGUGAAGUCUGCAAGCGUUAGUGCUUAACUGCUAGACAAUAAAAAGCAGCGUGUAUUCGUCCAAUGUCCACUAAACGUGUAAAACCCCACUGGUUUAUUUAUUUAUUAUUAUUAUUUAUUUUUUUUUUUUUGCUUUAGGUUUACACAGAAAUUUACAUUUUAAAAGUGCAGUAAAAUAUCUUCUAAUAUGUGUAGGUUUUUAUUCCAUUCAUCUUUGUAAUGUUCUUUGAUAGGGGAGUACCCUGAACUACGGUGACAUGCAGAAACGAAUUUGGAAAGGCGUUUUCUCAAGCGAGUGUUUUUUAUUUAUAUUAGCGUAUUUAGCACCAAAAACGCGUUUAUAUGUAGUACAGUGCAGUAGUUUUACUAGUAUGAGGACAUUUUUUGCUUCGUUUAUUCGCCUCGUGUCCACAGAUGGUGUAAAAAAUGUGUAUCGGAUAUCCGAAAAUGCGAGUAUAUUUCUUGUUUAUUUCAGCUUUUUGCAUCGUUGAAAUUGUAAUUGGAUUUUGAAAUG
Molecule: messenger RNA, 4839 nt
Organism: Lingula anatina
Lineage: Eukaryota; Metazoa; Brachiopoda; Lingulata; Lingulida; Lingulidae
Product: SCY1-like protein 2
Biological process (GO): protein phosphorylation
Molecular function (GO): ATP binding; protein kinase activity
Source: RefSeq, a predicted model, not a curated record